Molecule: messenger RNA, 456 nt
Organism: Diaporthe citri
Lineage: Eukaryota; Fungi; Ascomycota; Sordariomycetes; Diaporthales; Diaporthaceae
Exons: 1
Coding region: 1-456 (151 amino acids)
Source: RefSeq, a predicted model, not a curated record
AUGAAUAUGCUGCCUCAGAGCUGUCAACCGCCACCAUCUCCACCAGACAGUGAUAAAUCAAGCUGGCUGACCACGGAUCCGAAGCCCUCGCACGUGGCCAUGGUCAUUGGCGGACGAUUGACACGGCAAAACGAGUUCUUCAUCCCGGGCGAUGGCAUCGACGGCGGGGUUUUGGCAGAAGAGCUUCCUCUAUAUCUCGGUAAUGACGUCUCACAGAGGCCGGGGACAUGUGGUGACAAGGAAACCGGCCGCCUCGUCCAGGGCUACUUCAUCACAGCCUACAGAGCACUUACCACUGCCAUGCUGGUUGACAUCAAAGCCGACUCUGCCAGACGGGAACAGGAGCGGGCCCAGUUUCAGAGAGCCACCAGCCACACCGACUGCACUACAGACCAAAAGAUUCAGAACUGGCGAGACGCCUUCACACCGCCGUGCGGGCCCAUUUAUGAGACAUAG